CUUAGACUUCCGGAUUUUAUAAGAAACAUUGCGGGAAGUAUGAAGGCGAAUAGCUGUUAACCAUAACUUUUCCAGCUAGUAGUGAACAGGCUGUCAUGCCUCUUGUGACCCUCCAGUUAGGACAAUGUGGGAACCAGAUAGGAGGUCAGCUGUUUUCAACUAUAAUUGAAGAUGCAGACUGCAAACAUACAGGUGUAACCAAGAAAGAGAAUGACAACUACUUGGAGGCAGUCAACGAAAGGUUCUUCGUGGAAGACAAACAUGGAAAAUUGGAAGCAAGGGCUGUGAUGGUUGACAUGGAAACAAAAGCAAUUUCCAAGACAAGACUAGAUGCCAAGAAGAGUGGGAAAUGGCAUUACCCUGACAAGCAACAGUUCUGCCAAAAGAAAGGUUCAGGGAACAAUUGGGCUCACGGGUUUUGUGCACAUGGACCUAAAGCUCAUGACGAUAUCAUGGCUCUUGUGCAGUCAGAGGUCGAGAAAUGUGACCACUUUGAUGGUUUCCUGACUCUGAUGAGCUUAGCUGGAGGGACAGGUUCUGGUGUCGGUGCUUACAUCACACAGUGUCUCAGGGAUGAAUAUCCACAUUCUUUUAUCAUGAACCAAGUUGUAUGGCCGUACAACACAGGAGAGGUCAUUGUGCAGAAUUACAAUGCGUUGUUGACAUUGUCGCAGCUCUACCUCUACUCUGAUGCAUUGCUUAUCAUGGAGAAUGAUAAGAUUCAGAAAAUCUGUUCACAGUUGCUGAAUAUUAAACACAUUUCAUUCCAAGAUAUGAAUACAGUAAUUGCUCAUAAACUGGCUAGUUUUCUUCAACCCACAGUUAGAACAGAAGGCAGUCACACUAGGCAGAACAGACUAGGUGACAUGCUGGAACACCUAGUUGCCCACCCAGAUUACAAGUUGCUGAGCUUGCUCAAUAUCCCCCAGAUGUCAGAGGCAGCAUUGCAGUACAGCGCAUACCAGUGGCCCGGGCUUCUGAAACAUCUUAGACAGAUGCUCAUUGCAAAUGCACCCAUGGAAGAGG
This is a messenger RNA of Lingula anatina, 1026 nucleotides long. Its product is annotated as tubulin delta chain-like. The record is from RefSeq and is a predicted model, not a curated record. Gene Ontology annotation, biological process: microtubule-based process. Gene Ontology annotation, molecular function: GTP binding; structural constituent of cytoskeleton. Gene Ontology annotation, cellular component: microtubule. NCBI's taxonomy places the organism in Eukaryota, Metazoa, Brachiopoda, Lingulata, Lingulida, Lingulidae.